Molecule: messenger RNA, 4131 nt
Organism: Morone saxatilis (striped sea-bass)
Lineage: Eukaryota; Metazoa; Chordata; Actinopteri; Moronidae
Product: zinc finger protein 420-like
Exons: 1
Coding region: 144-3254 (1036 amino acids)
Biological process (GO): regulation of transcription by RNA polymerase II
Molecular function (GO): RNA polymerase II cis-regulatory region sequence-specific DNA binding; DNA-binding transcription factor activity, RNA polymerase II-specific
Source: RefSeq, a predicted model, not a curated record
CGAGACUGACCUGAGUGGGAUGAAACAUCAGGAGUCUGACCACGGACCAAGGAGGGUUUCAUCCUAAUCCAGUGACUCUUACUUGAGUCAAAGAAGAAAUAAAAUUGGCCCCAGUGAAAAAAAACACACACCAAUAACUAACAAUGGGGGAAGUGACUGUCGAAGUAGAUGAGGAGGUGACGAAACAUGACUUCUUUUUGGAGCCACUCCCAGAGCCACUACUGAUAAUCCUGUCUCCACCUCCACCUUUCUUACCUGUCCCCGGUGAACCGACCAUGUGUUGGCAAAAGUGGCUUAAAGCUUUCGAACACUACGUUGAAGCGCUUGGUGAAAACGAGCUUAUCGACUACAGUAAGUGUGUGCUGUUACAAAACUGCCUUGGCCCCGAGGGCCAACGUAUCUUCACAACAUUGAUCCAGAGUGAAACCACAUAUGUGGCAGCCAUCUCAGCGCUGACCGUUUACUUCAGCUCUGAUCACACGUCGCAGAUGUACCGCCUUAAAUUUCAUCAGAGGCGUCAAAUGCCCGGAGAGACUGUAGAGCAGUUUGUGUCUGCGUUAGAAGAACUGCUGAAGCCUUGCAACUGUGGAGACUUACAAGACAAACUUAUCCUGGAUCAGCUGAUUGAGAAAACAAACUGCCAACAACUCAAAGAGAGGCUGCUGUUGGAGAGGGAAACUCUGACUUUGGACAAGGCUUUGGUUAUCGGUAAAGAGGUUGAAUCGGCUUUAAACGAAUCUGAACUCUUUGGUAUUCACGAAGUCAGUGUGGACAUUGGAGACGAUUUAGACCCACCUGUUCAAAGAAAGGCCAAAAGAGGGCGUCCUCGGCGUGGUGAGAGAAGGGCGAAAAACAAAACGAAACCACGCACAACUAAAGCUCAAACAAGAUCAUCUAGAUACAAAGAUAAUUACUAUUACGUUAAUGAUAAAUUAUAUUACGGUGAUCAGGAUGAAGAUAAGUCCAAGAGUUCUGAUGAGACUAAUCGGCCUUGUGAUAAAUCCAGCGAUAAAACAGAUGAUGAUGAAAAUGAGACCUUGUCAUCAUCACAGAGGAUAAAAGAGGAAGGCUGCGACAAAGCAAGUGACGAUGAUGAAGAUGAAGACUUUGUCCUUUCUCCGUCUAAACUAAAAGGCCCCUACUGUCCCAUCUGUGUUGACAAGCGCUUCAGAGAUGCGAACAAGCUCGCCCGACAUAUGAGGACGCACACAAAGGAGAAACCGUUCAUCUGCCCCAUCUGUGCUGUGACCUUCAGCCAGUCCUAUCACAUGACCCGUCACUUGAGGAACCAGCACGGUGCGGGCCCUCACGUCUGCUCCACGUGUGGGAUAAGUUUAGGGAGCUUUUCAGAGCUGCAAAGUCACAAGAAGACGCACAAGUCUCAAGUUCUGUCGUGUCCCAACUGCCACGAACAGUUCGCUAAUGAUAGUGCGUUUUUUAUUCACAUUUUGUCACAUAAACAGUCGACCCAGACAGAGGGACAGGAUUCUCAGCAAAGCGAAGAAGCAGAAAACCGAGAAAUGAUCGAGUCACGUAACAAGGACAGUCGUGAGAGCGAUGAUUGCGACGAUAAUGCUGCUGAGAAUGAUGCAGACUCUUGCAACAGUGAUUCUCAGGAUAAAGAAUCUGAAGUUAGUGUUAAGACUGAAGAUAAGGACACUGAUGGAGCUAAAUCUCAGGACGGAGGCAGUCAGAAAGAAAAAGUCGCCUCCAAGACUAAAACAAAAGGCCAUUUCUGUCCCAUCUGUGUCGGCAGGCGCUUCAGAGGGCCAAACAAACUCGCCAGACACAUGAGGACGCACACAAAGGAGAAACCGUUCAGCUGCCCGGUCUGCGCUAUGACUUUCAGCCAGUCCUACCACAUGACCCGACACCUGAGGAACCAGCACAGCUUGGGCCAGUACAUCUGCUCUAAAUGUGGGAAAAGUUUAGGUAGCUGGCUAGAACUGAAGGCACACAAGAAGACUCAUGCCGUUGAAGGCCUGACGUGUCUUGCAUGUGAUAAACAGUUCAAGGAGAAGGCUGCACUUGUGAGUCAUCUGAAAUUACACAAGAAGGUCCAGUCCAGCCCUCGAAGCCUCAUCUGUGGCGAUUGCGGCAAAGUAUUUGGUCGAAUGUAUCAUUUGAAAAGGCACAUAGUGACCCAUCGUAAAAGUUCGAACGGCGAGUGUUACACGUGCCCCGAUUGUCAGAAGAAUUUCGCCUUCCCAGAAGACCUCAACAAACACUUGGAAAUUCACGUGAAAGAAAACAAUGGGACUUGUCCGAAAUGUAACGAAACCUUCGGUAGUCCAGAAGAACUGGAGACGCACAUGAGAGUUCAUGAGAAGUCAUACCCCUGCAGCACCUGUGGGAAGAAGUUCAAGGUCGAGUACGCGCUGAAGAAGCACGAGCAAAGCCACCAAGACGAACAGUAUUAUUGUUCGUUGUGCCGCAAACGCUUCAUCAAACUGUCUCACUACAAGAGGCACAUAAUGGUCCACGACAGGCGGGAAUCCAGAUGUCCACACUGUGACAGCGUCUUUCUCCAGUUAACAGCUUUGAAGUAUCACCUGCGGACUCAUACAGAAGAAAGACCAUACCAGUGCUCCUGUUGUAUUGAGACUUUUGAGGAGAAGGAAGAUCUAGAGCAGCACUGCCUCAAGCACAGGAAAUUCAAGAGGGAGCGUCCGUACUCGUGCACUCGGUGCGAUUUCGCUUUCUCUACGCUAAUUGAGCUGACCGAACACAUGAGCUCACAUGAGGGAGAACAACCGUUGAACUGCCCCGUUUGCGGCAGAACAUUCCUGAACAAGAACAAGCUGGAGAAGCACCUGAGCAUCCACACGGGGGAGAGACCUCACCUCUGCUCCAUCUGCGGCAACGGGUUCCCCUCCGCCGCCAGCCUCAAGUUGCACAUCCACAUCCACACCGGAGAGAAACCCUUCCAGUGUUCGCAGUGCAGCAAGAGCUUCAGGUCGUCCAGCGGGCUGCGGCUGCACAGCAGACAGCACAUGGAGGUGCGGCCGAGCUACGAGUGCCCCGAGUGCGGCAGAACUUACGGUCGCAUGACGGAGCUGAAGAUGCACCAGCGAUAUCACACGGGGGACAAACCGUACGCAUGCACCUGCUGCAACAAACGCUUUAUUAGCAAAGACAAACUGAACGUUCACAUGAGGAUACACACAGGGGAGCGGCCGUACUCCUGCCCCCACUGUGGACAGACAUUUACACAGACUGGGGACAGAAACAGACACAUCAGUAAAUACCACUAGUUAGAUUCUGUUGUAACAGAACUCCAGUGAAGCUUCGGUUGUUGCUUUUGAAUGAUCGCACCGUUAGUUUUGCAUGUUUGUAGGGGUAGGUAGCAUUAAGAAUCAAUUCACAUUCACUCUCUUCUCAUAUUAUUUGAUAAACAAUAAUGAAUCAAGAUAUGCUGAAGCUAACUUGGGCAGAGUUAGGCUCCCAUGAACACUAAAUUAUCAUAAAUGAUGAAGUUAUGUGAUUGCGUUAAAGCCUUCAAUUGAUCAACCAAUGUUCAGUCACCACCUCUUGGACACACGUAUCAGCAAAUAUUACGCAGGUUUUACAAGGACUAUUUAAUGCUAGGGCUGGAUUAAUCAGAACAUACUCCCCAAUAACUUACUUUAAGAUAACAUGUAUUUCUACAAAAGGCCUUUUCUUAGCGAGUCAAACUUCUCAAAUGUUUAAUGUCUAAAUUCAGGCAGUCCUGAAAGAACUUAACAAAAAUAAAAUCCUCCUAAAAUUAGGGAUGUCAUGAGAACCGAUAGUUCGGUACCAAGUCGAUACAAAUAUUUUGAAAACUUGAUGGUACCACUUUUUCUACGGUACCGUAGGUACCAAAGGUAUCGAGGAUGUGAUUCUCCCAGACCAGGCGGCGCAGCAUAUACGGCUACAAAUAUUCGCCUUUAAAUACCACAGAACAACUGUUUGCUCCGUCUGUCUCUGUCACUGUGUGUGUGUGUCUGUGCACACUCACCACACCACUGCAAGUGCAACAAAAGCCCCACAGGAAAAAAUCCAGCAAAUAAGAGUAAUUUAUUAAUGUAAACUAUGCGAAAGAUGUACAGACGAGGAAAAUAAAGAGAAUCCAGUUCAUUCAGGUAACUCAGAUAAAGGCUGCACUGAAGC